CAUCGGGAGGAGAGGAGCAGAUACUGUCAACAAGGACAGGCGAUGGCUUUCAGUGUUUCAGUGUCAGUCUACCUCUUAUUCAAUGAAGGGGCUCACCUGCUAAAGAUACCUUUCCCCCCUUCAUACAGCAAUGGCAGCAUUAAGUGAAGAGGUGGCCUUGAACUUGACGCUCGCAAUCACAACCCAACCAAGUAAUUGGACAGUUAACAAAACAAAAGGCACAGAAGGACCCAUAGCCUUGAAGUUCUCACACCCUUGCCUGGAACACCAUGAUAGUUACUGCAUCAAUGGUGUUUGUGCCUUCCAUCGUGAGUUGAAGAAAGCCAUCUGCAGGUGUUUUACUGGUUAUACUGGAGAAAGGUGUGAGCAUUUGACCUUAACUUCAUAUGCUGUAAAUUCUUAUGAAAAAUACAUUGCAAUUUGGAUUGGCGUCGGAGUAUUAUUAAGUGGUUUUCUUGCUAUUUUUUACUGCUACAUAAGAACGAGGUGUCUAAAACUGAAAUCACCUUAUAAGGUCUGUUCCAGAGGAAGACCACUGUGAGGCCUGUGUAAGAAAUUUUCCUGAGGCAUUUGUAAAGAUCAGUGGACCCCACAUUGACAUCUUCAAAUGAAACAACUAAACUUCCCAAGCUGACUAGACUUGAACGUGACGGAAGUUGGGAUCAUGAUGAAAUGAGAGAAUACAUCUCAACAGAAAUCACUAGACUUUGUCAUUGUUAGGAUACCAAGAGAGCCAAUGGAGCAAGCUUACAGUGACAGAAGUCAAGUUCAUAGUACUACUCUGGGCCUGUUGCUGCUGUUGUGUGGUUAUUGUUCUUACUGCAGAGAGUCUGAGUGCCAUGCAUCUGACUGUGUCAGAUGUGAGUUUUCAUGAGAAGGAUUAUCAACCUUGCAACAAGUCAAAGCAAUACCAAGCUUGGGCUCUUCAUGUACUAGCUACCAGUAUUUUGGAUCACUGCUCAAUGGACCUAAUCCCAAACAUGCUGCUCUCAUAAGGUCUAAAAGAAUGUGAUGUCAACUGUUAGGAUAAGGUCAGUGCUGUGGCACCUUCAGUGAUCCAAACAAGUGCCUGGAGUCUAAGCCAGAGACAAGAAAAUGGAAGGUCCAAGGCCAAAUACAUUAUACCCAGCUUGUGAGAACAUUGUGGAGCUGUUAUCUGUGAAAUAUGGAAUAAGCUAAAGAGUUUCUGAUGACUGGAAGCUAUGGAUAUCAAGCCCUGAGUAGACAAAACAUCUAUUUUUCUGCAUGGAUUAUAACAUGUUGUGUUGGACUCACUGGUAUCCUAAUGCUUAUGUUUAGCACUUCCUCGUAUUGUUAGUGGAAUUACCUGGUGACUAUUCAUUUGGACUGAAAUUCUAGAAUUCUACUAAUACAUGAAAUUCUACGACUGAUCCUGAAAGAAAAACUAAAGAGUUGGACACAGGAAUUUUUUCAUCAACCAAAAGCAUGUGGGAAAUUUAUUAACCACUUCUGAGUACUUGAUAGCAGAUUUGCACAUAAAGUGAGAAAAUGCAAUAGUUAUUCUAGAAAUAGCUAUUUGGGAAUUAGGGUCCUUCCUCUUUAGUCAUAUUUUUUUUUCAUGUAAUUAGAAUAAUCUUGGGCAGGACCACUGAUAUUGUUGGGCUUUAAUUUCAUUUUCUACAGAGCCCUUCUAGCUCUAAAAUUUGACCAGGGGAGAAGAAAGCAAUUUUUCCACAACUGAAAAAUUGGGAUAUUCUCAACCAUACCUCAAAUCCAAAACACACCACCGUCUAUCAUCUUAUGUGUAUAUUUUAGUGUUUGUUUUGUAAAAUAAUAAUUUAAAAUUUUGCUUUUAAGUGAAGCAAACAUAUAAUUUAAAAACAAUGUCUAUAACUUUUCUUUUAAAUUCAAUCUAUAACUCUUGACUUUUUUCCAUUGUAAUUUUAAUAAGCAAAACCAUUUUGAUCAUGAGAUGGGCUAAAAGAGGAUCAAUCAUGAAUAUUCUUACCAUGAUUGCCUAGUAACAAGCCUUUCUCUUAUAUUGUUAUGACUUUUCAUUCACUAUUAAAACUUUACAUUCUGCUUUC
Molecule: messenger RNA, 2048 nt
Organism: Myotis brandtii (Brandt's bat)
Lineage: Eukaryota; Metazoa; Chordata; Mammalia; Chiroptera; Vespertilionidae
Gene: EPGN
Product: epithelial mitogen
Exons: 5
Coding region: 131-541 (136 amino acids)
Biological process (GO): positive regulation of cell population proliferation; positive regulation of mitotic nuclear division; epidermal growth factor receptor signaling pathway
Source: RefSeq, a predicted model, not a curated record